AUGCUCGCCCUCGCUCUCCUCCCCGCCGUUGCCCUGGCCGCUUACGUGCCCUCUGACGCCGAGUUCGCCACUGCCACUAUUGCCACCCACCACGGUGCCAAGGAGGCCCCCUACAGCGCCAUUGGCCCCGAUGCUACCUGGACUGCCAACACCUCCGUGAUCGCCACCACCUCUUCCAAUCUCGUCUUCGCUCCCCAGGACGCUGAUGCUACUGGAUCCGAUUCCCAGCCCGCAUACUUCCCUAAGGCAGCCACCCACCACAAGAAGAACGCCGGUGCCAUGAAGACUGCUGCUCCCAUCGCUCUUGCUGCCGUUGGCCUGCCCCUUCUCUUUUAG
This is a messenger RNA of Yarrowia lipolytica CLIB122, 336 nucleotides long. RefSeq lists its product as uncharacterized. The record is from RefSeq and is a predicted model, not a curated record. Lineage: Eukaryota; Fungi; Ascomycota; Dipodascomycetes; Dipodascales.